Exophiala viscosa is the source of this 2117-nucleotide messenger RNA. RefSeq names its product pyridoxal phosphate-dependent transferase. Gene Ontology annotation, biological process: transsulfuration. Gene Ontology annotation, molecular function: cystathionine gamma-synthase activity; pyridoxal phosphate binding. The record is from RefSeq and is a predicted model, not a curated record. Lineage: Eukaryota; Fungi; Ascomycota; Eurotiomycetes; Chaetothyriales; Herpotrichiellaceae. The transcript is spliced from 3 exons. Bases 100 to 1755 code for a protein of 551 amino acids.
AGUCGUUGGACGCCUUACAAUCGGGACUUCUCACUUACAGAUAGGUAUAAACACAUGUUUGGAAUAUUGUAGACAAAAGGGCAACGACAAGCGUGCAAAAUGUCGACCAAGAUUCAAACAAUACCAGGUCAUGCUCUGCCUCCGGCGCCUCGGCAUGCCAUUACAACGCACAUUCCAUCGUGGCAGGCCGUACUGCGAUUUCGAGACAGAGACCCCGAACUUAUGAAGACUCUCCACGACAUGUACCCACGCUUCAUCCCGCAUCGAGAUAUCAAGGAGCUCAUGCAGAAAGUGAUCGCAUACACCAGCUCAAAAGAAGCGUGCCUUCUGUUUCCAGCCGCGGAAGCGGCGAAGGCAUGCAAAGCUUUCGCAACGUCUCCCGCUCGUGGCGAUGGGACGCUGAGCGACGACCAGAUCACCAUUCGCGCGUUCAACAUUGCAGACGUGUACGUGUACGGCGUCUUCGUACCUCCCGCAUCGAUGCCUACCAUCUCCGCAUUCUGGACUCAUGCUGGAGUUGGCAUCUCCUCACGCCUCGCCGAGCAUUGCCUCGCUCACAUAGACACACUGCACGAGAUCCAGCUAGACCUGCCACAGCCACGGCUACAAGACGCUUCAUCUCAUGUGCUUGUCAAGCGACGAAUUGCAGAGCUGUUGAACCGCGCUCCGGCUGACCCGCAAAGAACGGCGAAGGUGUCUCCAGAUGACGUGUACUUAUUCCAGACGGGUAUGUCAGCAAUUUACUGGGUCCACAGGUACCUUUUGAGUAAACAUAACUCUUCGUCUGUAUUGUUCGGAUUCGCAUUUCACUCAACGAUACAUGUGUUAGGAGAUUUUGGCCCAGGGGUAGAGUUCUUCGGCCACGGUACGGAUGAAGAUUUGAAAAAACUCGAACAAUUUCUUGCGGCGCAAGCUGAAGAGGGCAAAUCUGUUCAAGCGAUAUGGACGGAGUUCCCUUCGAAUCCAUUACUCGUCACCCCCGACCUGAAGGGAUUGAGGAGGGUGGCAGACCAGUACGGGGCGCUUCUUAUUGUGGAUGACACGAUUGGCAGCUUUUGCAAUGUCGAUGUGAUGGGUGUUGCCGAUGUUGUUUUGACGUCCUUGACAAAAAGCUUCAGUGGGUAUGCGGACGUUAUGGCUGCCAGUGCGGUGUUGAGUCCGUUGUCAGCGCGAUACUCGGAGCUGAAACAGCUGUUCGAAACAUCUUACCGGAAUGACUUCUUUGCUGGAGAUGCGGAGGCUCUAGAGAGAAACAGCAGGAAUUACCUAGAAAGAUCGGCGACCAUGAACAACAAUGCGGCAAGAUUGGUCGAGUAUCUCCAGGAAGGGGCUGAGAACCCGGCGAGCCCUGUCAAGCAAGUGUACUAUCCGACGGUCGACGACACUUCGGAGAAGUAUCGUGCUUUCAUGAGAGCGCAGACCCCAGAUUUUUCGCCUGGAUAUGGCUGCCUUUUCAGUGUCGAGUUCGACAAUCAGGAGACAACGAUCGCCUUCUACGACAACCUCAACGUCCAUCAAGGGCCCCAUCUCGGGGCGCAUCUGACGCUGGCGCUCGCGUACACCAUGGGGAUAUAUGGGAAGGACCUGGAAUGGGCUGCUCGGUAUAACAUGCGGCCGGAACAGAUUCGGAUCUCUGUCGGGUUGGAGGACACGCAGACUCUGCUGGCGGAUUUCAAGAUUGCCUUGAAAGCUGCGAAGAAAUGUGCGGAAGCUGGUCAGUCGAUCAAUGGUGGAUAUGCAGCCGAUGCAGCAUAGAACAGCAGAGAUACAUAAUAUGAUCUAGUGCCAGUCUCUAGAGUUCGUGGGAUGGUCGCAUUGAUUUCAUACUACGUUCCUCUCAGAAGUGUCGUUGCGGCUCCUGUACUGUGUUCUUGCUCGAGUGACAUACCUUUCUGCCUUACCUUGUUGCCUGAUUUAGAUGCAAGUGAAGCACUUCCUCUUGACUCUUGAUAUUCUAAAGUCCUUGACUUUCUUCUCGAAAUUGCACUUGUGGUUUGGUUGGCGGGCCUUCCUUGGAGAGACGCUUGAUAGAUUAAAAGUCAGGGAGUCUCGUCUUCUCCGUGAAUCUUCAAUGAGCCGCUUAUCUGUAGACCCUACAGAUAGCAGGCGAGGGUUCU